Molecule: messenger RNA, 1641 nt
Organism: Chenopodium quinoa (quinoa)
Lineage: Eukaryota; Viridiplantae; Streptophyta; Magnoliopsida; Caryophyllales; Amaranthaceae
Exons: 4
Coding region: 1-1641 (546 amino acids)
Source: RefSeq, a predicted model, not a curated record
AUGGCGGGACAACAAGUGGAUGUAUUAUUCCGUGAGUUUGGUAAUCCGGAGGAUUAUGAGCUCACCGGUGGGAUAUUGUUACCCGUCACUAAGACUAACUUCACCAUCCAUCCUCAAUACACACGAAUGGUUCAAGCGGAGCAAUUCUCGGGUUCUCCAAGUGAAGACCCCAUUGAGCACCUUGAUAGGUUCCUCGAACUCUGUGCCAUGAUACAAACCAACCAAGUUUCUCAAGAAUACAUUCGGAUGCACCUAUUUCGGCAAUCUCUUGCGGGGAGAGAAAAGAAGUGGCUCAAGCAAGUCAAACCUAAUUCUCUCACGACAUGGAGGGAAAUUGUGCAAGCAUUCUUGAAGAGAUUCAUCUCCGAGGAGAAAACCGCCGAGAUGAGGAGGAAGAUAUCAUCUUUUGAACAAGAGGCGGAGGAGAGUCUUAGUGAAGCUUGGGAGAGGUUUAAGGAGUUGGUGCAAGCAUGUCCUCACCAUGAGUACAAUCAAAGCUUACUCAUGAGGUUCUUCUAUGAUGCACAAUUGGCCGAGAGAGUUUCUUUUAAUUCAUCUUCCACUUUGCCCGGACAAUCACAAACCAACCCUUCCAAUAUUGUAAAACCCGACUCUUGCAAGGAAAUCACAUUGAGAUCGGGUACAUCUUAUGAGAGUCCCAAGGAAGAGGAUGGUAAGGAAAAGGAGGGAGAAGAAGAGAUGAGUGAUGAUAAGAAAGUUGAAGAAGAGAAGGUUGAUGAGAAAGAGAAGAGUAUGGAGAAAAAGAAGACUAAGGAUGUGGUGACAUCCUCAACUUCUAGUGAGGCUAGAAACCUUGAUGGACCGGUUCCUUUUCCCGGUCGGCUUGCGGAGAGAAAAUUGAAUGAUAAAUUUGCAAGGUUUCUAAGUGUGAUGAAAAACUUACACAUUAACCUCCCUUUCAUUGAAGUUGUCACACAAAUGCCUACAUACUCCAAGUUCUUGAAAGACAUUCUCACCAACAAAAGGAAGCUCAAUGAUGAGCUUAUCACUCUUCCCCAUCAAGUGAGUGCACUUGUUCAACACAAAAUUCCCAAGAAGCAAAAGGACCCGGGAAGCUUUACCUUGCCGGUCAAAAUUGGGAACAUGGAAGCUAGGGGUGCCCUAGCCGACCUCGGAGCAAGUCUACCUUGUGGCGAGCUUGAAGAUGUCCCUAUUCAAGUUGGGCAUAUCUAUGUGCCAUGUGACUUUGUGGUGAUGGAUAUGGAAGAAGAUGUGGAUACACCUUUGAUCUUGGGUCGUGAAGCUCUUAAAACUUUGGGGGCGGUGUCGUGCUUGGGCAAAAGAAAGAAGGAAGAUCUUGUGUCAUCUACUACGCAAGUAGAACCCUCGACGAAGCUCAAAAGAAUUAUACCACAACUCGAGAAGGAAAUGCUAGCGGUUGUCUUUUCCAUGGAUAAGUUCCGGUCUUACCUCAUAUGCUCAAAGGUGAUAGUCUACACGGAUCACAUCGCGGUCCGCCACCUUAUGACCAAAAAGGAAGCAAAACCGCGUCUCAUUCGUUGGGUUCUUUCUCUCAAAGACUUUGACAUGGAGAUGAGGGACAAAAAGGGGGCGGAAAAUUAUGUAGCAGACCAUUUGAGGCUAAAGAAAACGUGCCUAUCAAUGAAGAAUUGGGUUUAG